This is a messenger RNA of Labrus mixtus (cuckoo wrasse), 1578 nucleotides long. It is a transcript of the gene ngrn, whose product is annotated as neugrin, neurite outgrowth associated. The record is from RefSeq and is a predicted model, not a curated record. NCBI's taxonomy places the organism in Eukaryota, Metazoa, Chordata, Actinopteri, Labriformes, Labridae. Gene Ontology annotation, cellular component: nucleus. Bases 374 to 1270 code for a protein of 298 amino acids. The transcript is spliced from 3 exons.
ACGUUGUAUGCAUUUAUUAAUUUAUUUGUUGCAUUAAUUUGAUUUGAAUAUCAGAAAUAAAGACCUAAUCGUGCUCUGGGUGGUACAGUUACUGUAAGUCGUUUUUUAAAACCCUCUGUGAUCAGUUCAUGCCAAAGGAUUCAGGCCCACUUAACUCCGUUCCGGUAGAUGGCAGUAGGCUACCCCGACGCUUUUAUCCUUUGACCCAUGUUUGCGGAAGUACAUGUACGAGUUACAGUUUGUGUUUUGUUUGAGGCAUGCUUUAAGAUAUAUCCAUUAAAUAGAGCAGUGGACAGUUUGACCUCCAGACGUGUGUGUGUUACUUUCUACGUACCUCUACCACAACAAGAAGUCGAAAAGAGAGGACACACACAUGGCUCGGCCUUUUCAGCUCCUCUCCCUUCUCUCCAGGCUGGGUGCUCCGUCCGUGGCUCUUUCUUUUUCUAGUACCUGCGUUCGGUUUGCAAGCAGAGGUACCAGCAAGACAUGGCUGGCACAGAGCCACGACCACACAGCCAGAUCAUCACAUGGAGCUUCAAGAUACAGCGACCGGAUGUCCGAUGAAGAAGUCGGUCUGGAAGAUGUAGAAGACAAGCUGCAAACCUUGGUUGAUGAGGGGAGAAAGAGGCAGAGGACUGUGAAAUAUCACAUACUUAGAAGACAGAUGACUCCUUCAGGAGCUCCACAGAGGAAGCUUACCUGGGAUGCUAUUGAGCAGAUCAGAUAUCUGAAGCAAGAGCAACCAGAAGAGUGGACAGUGGAGCGUCUGGCUGAGGGCUUCUCUGUCAGCCCUGACGUCAUCCUGAGAGUCCUCAGAACCAAGUUUGUGCCCAGUCCUGAAAGAAAAGCCAAGCAGGAUGCUAAAUCUAUGGCAGGACUCGGCCAGCAGGUGUUGCCUUCAGGUGACAGGGCAGCGUCGGACAGACUGAAGCUACCUGGAAUCCAUGCAACGGCAGUGCUACCUCCCGGAAGAGGAGACGAUGCAGUGGUGCCUGCGUCUGAUAAGGCUUUAAUGCUUCGAAGCACAGAGGCUAGUAAGAGUUUGGUCCCUGCUACUUCUCCGCCCAUCCAGCCCAAAGCUGGUAUUAGUAAAGACACCACAGUGGAAACAUCUGGAACAAUGCUUACAGAGGAUGAGGAGAGCUGGGAUGGACAGGUGUUCACAGAAGAAGAACUUGAACAGUAUAUCCAAAUGGAAAAGCCCUCACCUGUAGUGCAAGUUGGUAGUGACUUUUUUGAUGUAGAGGGCGAUUUUUUGUACAGAAUCUAGAGUUACUGUGUUGGACUAUUAGCUAACCAUAUGAACACCUGACAAUACUCUAAGAGAUUAUCACUCUAACUGAACAGGUCAACGAAACAACAUCUUUGGACUACAUUUAUUUCUGCAGUUGUUCCCUUAUGCAUUUAUUUAUUUAUUCAUGUGUUCCAUGUACCUCUGUAAAUUAAAGGAUGAAUACAGCAAUAAUUAAACAGAAAUAAAAAAAUGAUUUUCCUUUGUUUAUACAAAAUGGCCACAGGUUUAACUCACGUCUCCUUAGAAAUAUCUCACAUCAGCUGUCACACUGAAGGGUAACUUAA